Molecule: messenger RNA, 790 nt
Organism: Westerdykella ornata
Lineage: Eukaryota; Fungi; Ascomycota; Dothideomycetes; Pleosporales; Sporormiaceae
Exons: 1
Coding region: 209-697 (162 amino acids)
Source: RefSeq, a predicted model, not a curated record
AGGAUGGGGGAGCGUACGCGGGCGGAGCCGGGGAAGGCCUAGGUUAUGUAUGGGUGCAGAGUUCGCCAUGGUGGUGGAAUCCGCUUGAUGGGCUGCGAUUCCCUACCCGUCAGAGUCAAAGUUCUCAUGGGAUGCUAGCGCAUUACCCCAGGCGCCCCCCAGAUUCGGACCAUCGGCGCUGUGCCUCUUGGCGGACUCGUGCUGGUCAAUGAUAAUCCUGAUAAUCCUCCGUGGUGUGGUCAUUCUCGGAUGCCCUCGGCAUAUUGCUCCCGCCUCAACACGCCGCCAACGUCAGCCACUCCUUGUUCGCGAAAAAGAUGCCGCGGUACGUUUCCAUCCUGUGAUACAGUACGGAGUAUCUACCAUCACAGUAAGUACACAGUACGCUCUCAUGCGUGGUGAGGGACGGUGGUGGCGCAUCGUCGUCGCCUGCACGACAUCGUCAAAACGUCCAUCGACGUUGAUCGCAGUGGAAUGGCCCGGAUGUCCAGCCCGAGUCAUUGGGAGGCAAACCAUCCAUCGCAGAGAAGUCGGACCCAGAACAGAACUCCGUAGGGGUUUGAGCGGAUUUACGUUUCUGGAAUGGAACUGUUGGGAAUGCGCGUUCCCGAACUGCGCCAUUGGCCGCAAGAUUCCUCCUGUGGACCUGAUAACAAGCCAACAUAAUCAUGCAGAGCCGUAUACUACUACCAGGUGACACUAUACUUGUGGAUGUAGCCGACAACGCACAGCGCGUGCAGAGUCAAAAAUUGCGGGAUUUCCCUCCAGGGCGGACAUUGUGGAGCUCUGA